Molecule: messenger RNA, 2405 nt
Organism: Rosa rugosa (rugosa rose)
Lineage: Eukaryota; Viridiplantae; Streptophyta; Magnoliopsida; Rosales; Rosaceae
Product: inositol transporter 4-like
Exons: 6
Coding region: 403-2142 (579 amino acids)
Biological process (GO): transmembrane transport
Cellular component (GO): membrane
Molecular function (GO): myo-inositol:proton symporter activity
Source: RefSeq, a predicted model, not a curated record
UACUCACAGUCGUCACAGUCCGUCUUACUCUCUGCUCCUUAAAUGUCUGCGUUCUAUGGAAACUCUCAACAAUAAAGGAAACAGUUUUCAAAUUUUAUUUGGAUAUAAAAAAGUCAUAAAGACAGAGAUUUACCUGGUUUAUCCAAAAGAGAUUAUAUAAGGGUAGUACCGUAGUAGACGGAUUAGACUGGAUUAGUUUUAAUUUCCAACCUCAUAUUUCAGAAAACCCACAAACAUCCAAAGUGCUCUGCUUUCGUCUGUGAAGAAGAAGAAGAAGAAGAAGAAGAAAAAGCAAAUAGAAAAGAGAAUACUUGAACAUACCAGUGAUUGAUUGAUAGUAUAAUUUCAGUGUAGAGUAGUGAGAUUACUUCAUAGCUUGUGGGAUAAUCAAGUAUAUCCUACAUGGAAGCAGGACACCCGGCUGCUAGUAAGACAGAGUUCACAGAGUGUUGGAGAACAACAUGGAAGACCCCUUACAUUUUGCGUCUCGCCCUCUCAGCUGGUAUUGGAGGCCUCCUUUUCGGAUACGAUACAGGUGUGAUUUCUGGGGCAUUGCUGUACAUUCGUGAGGACUUUCGUGAGGUUGAAAAGAAAACAUGGCUGCAGGAGACAAUUGUGAGUAUGGCAGUUGCCGGCGCCAUAAUUGGUGCUGCAAUUGGAGGAUGGAUGAACGAUGCUAUUGGCCGGAGAAAGUCAAUCUUGUGUGCAGAUUUUGUGUUCUUCCUUGGUGCAAUAGUCAUGGCUGUUGCACCAGCUCCGUGGGUGAUCAUAAUUGGAAGAAUUCUGGUUGGUUUGGGAGUGGGUAUGGCUUCUAUGACCUCACCACUAUACAUCUCAGAAUCUUCUCCUGCUAGAAUCCGGGGUGCUCUUGUUAGUACAAACGGUUUUCUAAUUACUGGAGGUCAAUUUUUGGCAUACCUCAUCAAUCUUGCCUUCACCAAGGCUCCUGGAACCUGGCGUUGGAUGCUUGGAGUGGCCGGAGUUCCUGCUGUGGUUCAGUUUGGAUUGAUGUGGUCACUCCCAGAGUCUCCAAGGUGGCUCUACAGAAAGAAUAAGGUAGAUGAAGCCAGGGCUAUCUUAGAGAAAAUUUACCCUGCGGAUGAGGUUGAGAAUGAAAUGAAAGCAUUGCACGAAUCUGUUGAAAUGGAAAAGGCUGAGGAAGGAGAUGUUGGUGAUGGCAUCAUAGCAAAACUAAAGGGUGCAUUCAGCAACCCUGUGGUCCGAAGAGGACUCUAUGCAGGGAUCACAGUCCAAGUCGCUCAGCAAUUUGUGGGUAUCAACACUGUCAUGUAUUACAGCCCAACCAUAGUUCAAUUUGCUGGAUUCGCAUCCAACCAAACAGCAAUGGCACUUUCUCUCAUCACUUCUGGCCUCAAUGUGGUUGGCACACUCAUCAGCAUGUGCUUUGUGGAUAGAUAUGGAAGGAGAAGGCUUAUGAUCAUUUCUAUGGUUGGAAUUAUUAUUUGUCUAGUGGUGUUAUCUGUGGUGUUUUUCGAGGCAGCAGCUCAAGCUCCUCGUAUUAGCAAUUUGGAAUCAACUCAUUUUGGUAGUAACUCUACAUGUCCGGCUUAUGUGUCUGCCCCUAAUCCAGCCUCAUGGAACUGCAUGACAUGUUUGAAAGCUCAGUGCGGCUUCUGUGCUAAUGGUGUCUCGGCUUAUGCCCCGGGAGCUUGCGCGGCUUCAAAUGUUGACUUGAAAAAGGCAUGUGGUGGAGAACAUCGUGUAUGGUACACAAAAGGGUGUCCAAGCAGAAUUGGAUUCUUUGCAGUAAUCCUUUUGGGAUUGUACAUCAUUAUCUACGCCCCUGGAAUGGGAACUGUACCGUGGAUUGUGAACUCAGAGAUAUACCCUUUGAGAUACAGAGGCACAUGUGGAGGGAUUGCUGCAGUGUCUAAUUGGAGUGCCAAUCUGAUUGUGAGUGAGACAUUUUUAACCCUCACUCAUGCUUUGGGAUCUGCCGGCACGUUCCUCCUCUUUGCUGGGUUUUCUCUCAUUGGACUCGUAUUCAUUUUCUUCUUGGUACCUGAAACUAAAGGGCUGCAAUUUGAGGAGGUUGAGAAGUUGCUUAAGAAAGGCUACAGACCCAAGUUAUUUGCUUCCAAGGACAAGGACACCAAGGAAACCAAGACUGUCGAACUUUGAGUUGCCAACAAUCCCUACGUAGCGUUUCUAAUAAAGUUUUUAGUAGAAUCCUCUUUGGUUAGUUAUACUGGAGACUGCAUGGCGUUUGUGUGUGACUGUGUGCAGCAUUAGUAUUUAGUACAACAACAAAAAAAACAGAUGAUCAAUGCUCGUCUGUCUUUUUUUUUUUUUUUUCACUGUUUCUUUUGCGGAUGCCCCUAUUGUUUGAACCUAAAAGAGGCAUUAGUAAUUGUACUAAAGAAUCUUUUUCUGGUUGGACUUGA